Oryza sativa Japonica Group (Japanese rice) is the source of this 4621-nucleotide messenger RNA. RefSeq names its product putative disease resistance protein RGA1. Gene Ontology annotation, molecular function: ADP binding. The record is from RefSeq and is a predicted model, not a curated record. Gene Ontology annotation, biological process: defense response to other organism. Lineage: Eukaryota; Viridiplantae; Streptophyta; Magnoliopsida; Poales; Poaceae.
UGUGGAGCAGAGGCAGAGCGGAGGGGAACUGAAACACCGGCGCCUCCCCGUGAUGGGACAUCGGAGGCGGCUUGGGGGCGCCUACGUCCGUGCGGGUACGCGCAUGGGUGCAGCAGUGCUGCGCUUUGCUUGCUUGCGGGCUUCUUUUCUCCUCCAGAUGAGGCAAUGGAUGGCGUCAUGGCGCAGGACGAACCUCCGUGGACUAACCAUGUUGAACCUUCUCCUCCCGGACCUCUGGUGCCCGUCCUGAUGGCCUCAUGGCUCAACGAAGUGUUAAGAGAAUUGGAUUUACAAACUGAGCAUAGCCUAGAAGGAUCUCCACCACCUUUCCCUUGGCAAAACAGAAGGAUGGCAGGAGUAGGACUGGUAGUUGGAGGAUGGAUUGCAAAGGCAGUGAUUGCCAAUAUCUUGUCCAGAGUACGCUCCCUCCUCCACGAUAAUUUCAGUCUGCAAAAGGACACUGAAAAAAUGCUGAAUGACUUGGAGGUUGCGCUUCCUCGCAUUGAGGCGGUGAUUGAAGCAGCGGAGCGGAGAUCAAUUGAAAGCAGUGCCCUUUCCACAUGGUUGCAGCAGUUGAAGGAUGCUGUUUCCCAUGCAGGAGAUGUUGUUGAUGAUUUUGAAGCCAAGACAAUUAAAGAUCAGGUCGAAAGCAAGAGCAAGGUCAGUGCAAAGGCAUACUCUACCGUCAAGGCUUUAAAGGCUUUGGUCUUUUCUGAUAGUGAAUUGAAGAAGCUGAAGCAUGCUGUAAGAAGACUUGAAAAUGUAUCAGCGAGAGUUGAUUCUUUCAUUGAAUUGAUCAGGCUAAAUGAUGAUGAUACAGUGGGAAGGAUUGGCCAUAGCUUGCAUAGUGAGACCAGCUCUUUACUUGGUGACACCAAAGUAAUUGGUCGGGAUGAAGAAAUUAACCUGAUAUUGGACAUCAUAUUGGGUUACCGCUACCACUUGCCAAGAACUAGUGAGCAUGCACGACCUGAUGAUCAACCAAAAUUUGGUCAAAGGGGAACACUUUUUGAUAAAUUACGGAAGAUUUUCCUUACUGGAACUGCUGAAUCUAGUAAAUCGAGUGAUAAGGCUAAACUUGAAGAAUUAGAAGCAAGAAAGAAGGGGAACAAAAUUGAAGAAGAAGAUCCUAGCAAAGAUUGCAUAGAAAUUGGAGAAUACGAACCUAAUCAGAAGGGACAAACUGAAAGAUUAGAUUAUAAUAGUUCUGAUGUACAUGAAACCAGUGGUUCAUCUCAAAACCUUGGCAUCCUUCCCAUAGUUGGCAUUAAUGGAGUGGGAAAAACAACUGUGGCUCAAGCUGUCUUCAACAAUAAGAGGGUAAAAAUGUGCUUUGAUCUAACAGCAUGGGUUUAUGUGUCAGACAACAUAAGUGGGAAACAAAUUAUACAAAGGAUCAUCAUGUCUUUGGAACCAUGGAGUGGACUAACUGAUGAUGCACUUGAUUUGGAUAAUCUUCAGCACAAACUUAUUGGUAUCAUAAGAUCUAAGAGACUUUUUCUUGUACUUGAUGGUGUAAGUGAUGAUAUAAUCAUUGUAUGGAGUCAGCUACGAAGCAUCCUACGCUGCAGUGGACCUCAAAGUAUGGUUUUGGUGACAACCCAGAAGUACAGCAUAGCGAAUUUGCUAGGGACAAUGGGUCCAAUAACUUUGAAUACCCUAGAACAGACUGACUUCAGGUAUCUCUUUAACCACCUUGUGUUUGAUGACUGCUUCUAUCAUCAUUAUGAAGUACACCUCUUUGAAUCAAUAUGCGGAAAAAUAGCUGAUAAGUUCCAUGGGCUGCCGUUGGCAGCCAAGACAGUUGCACCACUAUUAAGGGCCAAUAGAAAUAUGGAAUAUUGGGAAAAUGUCCUGGGAAGUGAUUGGUGGAAUAUUUCUGAUCAUGGUUUGGGAAUAAACGUUCUGCCAGCCCUAGGAAUUGGCUGCCUAUAUCCAGCGCUAAGGCAGUGUCUUCUGUUCUGCUCAAUAUUUCCAAGGAAUUAUGUCUUUGAAAAGGAAAGAGUGGUCCAGAUGUGGGUGGCACAUGGGUUCAUUCAGUCUAGUGAUAGAAGGGAUAUCGUUCCAGAGAAUGUUGCUAAAAAUUGGUUUGAUGAACUAGUUGAUAGGUCCUUCUUGCAACCAACAGUCUGGCAAGGCCGUUACGUCAUGCAUGAUUUGAUAAGAGAGUUCUCAGUUGCUGUUUCUUCCAAUGAAUAUUAUGUCUUUCACAGGAAUUCCAAGGUUCUUCCACAAUUUGCUAAUCAUAUUUCUGUUGAUAAUGAUAAUUUCGAUCUUCAAUGGGGUCAUUAUGAUCAUAAAAGAUUACAAACUCUGAUGUUUUUUGGUCAUCACAGGGUUGACAAAAAUUAUGGCACUCUUGGUAGCAUAGUGAGAAAGUCAACUAGUCUACGUGUACUGGAUUUGUCUUACAUUUGCAUGAGUAAUGUCAGUCAGGCUUCAGAUGUUCUCUGCAAGUUGUCACAUCUUCGAUAUCUUGAUCUCUCUUUUACUGGUAUCAAAGAUCUCCCGGAGGCAUUUGGUAAUCUAUACCAUCUCCAGGUACUUGAUCUGCGGGGUUGUAUAAUUGAGAAGCUGCCAAAGAACAUGAACAAUUUGAUCAAUCUAAGGCAUUUAUAUGCUGAUUCACAAACCACCGCACUGAUCUAUGCUGUAGGCCAGCUGACAAAACUUCAGGAGUUACAGGAAUUCAGAGUUAGGUUGGAGGAUGGUUACAAGAUAAAUGAGUUAAGGGACAUGAAAGACCUGAGGAAAUUGUACAUUACAAAUCUUGAGAAAGUCUCAAGUUGGCAAGAGGCUACAGAUGCAAAGCUGGUGGAGAAAAAGUCCCUUGACUAUCUGCAAUUGAAAUGGGUGUACCAGGUACCUGAAAGUAGGUCUACCUCUCAGUUGAACAAGGAUAUUCUCGAUGGCCUACACCCUCACUUCCAGUUGAAAAGGUUGAAAAUUCUGAACUAUAUGGGAAUUGAUUUUCCUUACUGGGUGCAGCGUCUCACAGACCUCGUUGCUGUUAACAUAAUUAACUGCCGAUGGUUGAGUGUUCUGCCACCAUUGGGAGAGCUCCCACGUCUCAAGAAACUAUCUCUUUUUGGUCUAUCCUCUAUAACUCAUAUUAAUGAUCAAGUAUACGGAACCAAUGAUGUGAUCUUUCCAUAUUUAGAGGAGCUGCACUUCUCAGAAUUGUUUAGCUGGGAGCAAUGGUCCGAGGCAGAAUAUAAACUGCUUAUUCCUCACCUACGGAAACUUGGUAUAAAUGCCUGCAGCAAAUUAAGUCUAUUGCCGAUUGAAACUUUGAGUUCAUCAGUCAAAGAGCUUCAUCUUUCUUCAUGCACAUCAUAUAUCAGUAUGCUGCCCGCUUAUUUGAAAAGACUGACGUCCCUCACCAAAUUGAGCAUACAGGACUGCUCUGCCACAUUACUAAUCCCGUGCCAUUCCUUGACAUUACUGGAGCACUUGCAGCUGGAAAGCUGUUUCGAUGUACAUUUUGAAGGGGGCAUGCAGUACUUUACCAAACUGAAGAAGCUAGAAGUACAUCGCUGCUUUGAUGUCACUCAGAACAUAUAUGAACAAACAUCACUAGUGGAGAGAUAUUCUCUGAUGGGGGGUCUUCAGUCCCUCAUCCAUCUUGUUAUCGACGACAGAUUCAUGUAUUACAGAUACUACCAUAUGCUGAACACUCUUUGUUCAAUUCGAACUAUGAAGUUUUGUGCCUUUGAUCUUUCCGAGUUCACCACGGAAGACGAGGAAUGGCUCCAGCAACUACAGUCCCUACAGGAGAUCCAGUUUGCUUCAUGUCGCAAUCUCUUACGCCUUCCUUCUAACCUGAAUAAUAUGUGUAACCUGAAGAAGGUCGUUCUGAACGAUUGCUGCAAGCUCCAGUCACUGCCGCUGAAUGGCUUGCCAGAUAACCUAAAAGAAUUCCAUGUCUCAGGAGGUUCUGAAGUACUGGAGCAACAAUGUCAGAAAACAGAUGGGGAUGAAUGGCAGAAAAUUUCUCAUGUGCCAUACGUUCGGAUAAAUGGCAGAACUAUCCAGAUGAUUUCACAUGAUCUUGGAAGUUAGCAACACAUGUAUAACAAGGUUACUCUAGGUUAAGUUAUGUGUAGGCAUUUUGUGGGAUAUCAUUGUUGGUACUUCAUCGGUAGGAAUUAGGAGUUUCUGAAAACUUCAAAGGUAUGGUUUCAAAAAACCAAAUUCACAUUAACUGCUCCGGCUUCUGUCACAUAUCUGGAUAUACAAGCCACUAGAUUGUCAGCGAUCUGCUCAAAGAGGGAAAUGAACCAAUCAAAAACUGGGAAGUAGCCAUUUUUUAAAAAAAAUGGAGAGUGCUCUGAUUAUUUUCUGAUGUUUUCACGUUUCAACAGAAGCCAAUUUUUCAUCGUUUUCCAGUGCAGACUAAGAUUGGUAUUCGGAGCGAUGCAGAAUUGCAGAUACCAUCAGACGCACUAUGACUGUAUACUAAUAUACUGUACUACUGAAUUCGCACAUCACACUGAGCGUUGUGUGUUGUCUGGUAGAUUGCUAGUCUCUGGUAUGAGAUGCACACUACAUAUAUAGUUACGAGUUAUGACUUCAUAUUCAUUCUCCUAUCGAAUAGUAAAAGAGCUUUUAAAUGAUUAUA